This is a messenger RNA of Mauremys mutica (yellowpond turtle), 8389 nucleotides long. It is a transcript of the gene ABCG4, whose product is annotated as ATP binding cassette subfamily G member 4. The transcript has 15 exons. Bases 2008 to 3924 code for a protein of 638 amino acids. Gene Ontology annotation, molecular function: ATP hydrolysis activity; ATP binding; ABC-type transporter activity. Gene Ontology annotation, cellular component: plasma membrane. The record is from RefSeq and is a predicted model, not a curated record. Lineage: Eukaryota; Metazoa; Chordata; Testudines; Geoemydidae.
UCCCACUGACUUUCAAUGGGAUUUGAGGCACUUAACUCCCUUCUGGCGCUUGUGUAAACCCACAAGAUAACUUGAUUAUUUUGGUGUCUUAAAUGAACCAAGAAUUCACCACGCUGAGCCUGGUUCUGUGUAUAAACAAGUCCCCUCAGUGUCCCCUGCCCGGGGUAUUCACAGCUCCCUGGCCUUUCUAGGCCUGGACACCUCUGUACUCCUUUAACCAUCCCUCACUACUGCCCCUGGCAGCAGCUGGCUCCCCUGCCAUUACACAUGGCUUGUGCCUGACUCCCAGUUUGACUGAUUCCCAGUCUGAGUUUGGUUCAACCCAUGGGCACAUAGUCACAGUCUCCAGCUGUCUCCCACCCUCCCCGUGACUGGCUGUGGCAGCAGGAAAGCGCUCCACGGCUCAGCAGAUGGAUUUCUAAUUAAUAUCCUCAUUAGUGUCGCUCAUUUCCAUAUGUCUUCCAUGCUUUAAGAAAUGUUGUGGGUGAUAUGUGUGACUAAUAGCGAUGGCAGGAGCCAGGCAGAGAGGUGCCCGGGCUGCGUGAGCUGUGAUGAGGAACUCCAGGGCUCUGAUACCACAUUGAUGGGGGCCUGAAUUGAGAGUGAGAUUCCUCUAUUCCGAGAUACCCCACCACAACCUGGCUGAGGCACCUCAGUCCUGACCUGCAGCCCCCAUCCCUCAGCUCCCCUAUCCCCCUCACUUCCCCACAGCUCUGCUGAUACAUAUUCCCGACCUGCAGACCCCAUGUAUUCCUGUCCUAGGACAUGCCCCCACCACCUUGCUGGUGCACCAAUCUGCAGAAUCCCUGCACCUCUCCCUGCACAGCUCUGCUGACACAUUUCAUUCCCCAGGGGCUCACCCUAGUUUAUUUUAGGGUUCCCACACACUCCUCCUACAGCUGUCCCAACCCUUGGGCUCUCCUGAAUGGAAACAGCCAUUUGCCAAAGGGUGUGUGUGUCUGUGCAUGCAUCCAUAUAGGGCAGGGAGUUUGUGAGGAAUCAACCUCAGAAUCUGUUUGAAUGUUGCACUUCUCUCAUUCAUUACACCCAGUAACUCUGGGGGGCUUUGGGUGAUGGUCAGGUUCCCUGAUCUUAGCUGCCUAUCCAGGGUCAAAUUACUCCUCACAGCCAAGCUGGUAGCUGUCCUCUGUUGGCAGCCAGCGGGCAAUGUGGGUAUCCCAGGGGCGCAUCCCUAUAGGGAACGGCCUUUAGAAAAUUUCAGUUGAUGCCAGAGCGGUGGGUGCAGCACUCCAUGUUCUCCAGCCUCCGGAGAACUGGGCCCCUGUUCCUUGGUACAAACCCCGCUGUCUAGCUGCUGCGUUCUGUCAGUAACGCAGCCCACGGCCACUGCAGCAGGGCCAGCCAUGCCAUUCAGAGCCGGAGGGGGAAUUGUUUGAGGGUGGGCCAGCAGGGGCCCUGGGCUGCCCUUACCUUUAGGGACCUGGACUAGACAGCGCUUGGGUUCCUGCCCCUUUAAGAGAGGCUGAUGUGUUGGCUAGGGCAGUAAGCCCUGCCUGGAAAGCCCAGCCUCCUGGUUCUGGCAUUCCGCAGAAGCUGGGACCCUGCUGGGAAGGACCCAAGGGAUGGAUGGAAGCAGCCGGGUUCCUAGCCGGCUGCCUGGGGGAGAAAGCAGCCCAGCCUGCCCCACCUGCUAGGCAAUGGGGAAGGCAGGCCGCCGGGGACUGAUUGCUUGCAGCGGGUAACGUGCACAUCCCCGGGAAGCUGCAAAUGUGAUGGGAGGCUGGUGCCUGCAGUAACCUGGCAGCCCCUUCAUUGCGCCGGUCUCUCUGCGGGCGCACGCUCAGCCCGGGCCCCGGCGUCUAGCGCUCCCUCCCCGAGCCGCGGCCACCGCCGGCAGGAGACCUCGCCUCUUUGUCUGCAAAGGCGACGGUGAGGGCGUUUGCACGGAGACGCGCCGCCACAUGCCGGCGGCGCGGGGCGCUAGAUCCGUCGCCUCUGCAAGGACCGGGAGCAGGGCCGAGCCCGUAACGCGCUAAGAGCGCCGCCAUGGCUGAGAAGGGGAUCGACCCGACCUGCGUCUCCAUCGCCUUGGAGGACUCUGUGUGCAAUGCUGGCUCCCAGGAUGCACCUCUCCUGAAGAAGGUGGAGAAUCACAUCACAGAGGCGCAGCGGUUCUCGCACCUGCCCAAGCGUUCCGCCGUGGACAUCGAGUUCGUUGACCUGUCCUACUCCGUCCGUGAGGGCUCCUGGUGGAAAAAGAGAGGGUACAAGACCCUCCUGAAAUGCCUGUCCGGGAAAUUCUGCCGGCGUGAGCUCAUCGGGAUAAUGGGCCCCUCAGGCGCUGGGAAAUCCACGCUCAUGAACAUCCUGGCUGGUUACAGGGAGACGGGGAUGAAGGGCCAGAUCCUGGUGAACGGCCGGCCGCGGGACCUGCGCACCUUCCGCAAGAUGUCUUGCUACAUUAUGCAGGACGACAUGCUGCUGCCGCACCUGACCGUGCUGGAGGCCAUGAUGGUCUCUGCUAACCUGAAGCUGAAUGAGAAGCAGGAGGUGAAGAAGGAGCUGGUGCAGGAGAUCCUGACGGCGCUGGGGCUGCUGGAGUGCUCCUACACCCGCACCAUGUCGCUGUCCGGGGGGCAGCGCAAGCGCCUCGCCAUCGCCCUGGAGCUGGUCAACAACCCCCCCGUCAUGUUCUUCGAUGAGCCAACCAGUGGCCUGGACAGCGCCUCCUGCUUCCAAGUCGUCUCUCUGAUGAGGUCCUUGGCCCAGGGAGGCCGCACUAUCAUCUGCACCAUUCACCAGCCCAGCGCCAAGCUCUUUGAAAUGUUCGACAAGCUGUACAUCCUGAGCCAGGGCCAGUGCAUCUUCAAAGGAGUGGUGCCCAACCUCAUCCCCUACCUGAAAGGGCUGGGCCUGCAUUGCCCCACCUAUCACAACCCGGCUGACUUCAUUAUCGAAGUGGCCUCAGGCGAGUAUGGAGACCUCAACCCGUUGCUGUUCCGGGCCGUCCAGAACGGGCUGUGCACCAUGGCCGAGAAGAAGAGCAGCCCGGAGAAGACGGACUCCUCCUGCCCAGUCCCCUGCGUGACGGACGUGGAUCAUAUUGAGAGCCACACGUUUGCCACCAGCACCAUGACCCAGUUCUGCAUCCUCUUCAAGAGGACGUUUCUUUCCAUCAUGAGAGACACGGUCCUGACCCACCUGCGAUUCAUGUCCCACAUCUGCAUUGGGGUGCUCAUCGGGCUGCUCUACCUGCACAUCGGCAACGACGCCGGCAAGGUCUUCAACAACACCGGCUUCCUCUUCUUCUCCAUGCUCUUCCUCAUGUUCGCCGCCCUGAUGCCCACGGUCCUCACAUUCCCUCUGGAGAUGUCUGUGUUCCUGAGAGAGCACCUGAACUACUGGUACAGCCUAAAGGCCUAUUACCUGGCCAAGACCAUGGCCGACGUGCCCUUCCAGGUGAUCUGCCCCAUAGCCUACUGCAGCAUCGUGUACUGGAUGACAGGCCAACCCCCGGAGGCCACACGCUUCCUCCUCUUCUCCGCCCUCGCCACCUCCACCGCCCUGGUGGCACAGUCCCUGGGGCUUCUGAUCGGAGCAGCCUCCACUUCCUUGCAGGUGGCCACGUUCGUGGGACCGGUCACUGCUAUCCCCGUCCUGCUCUUCUCAGGCUUCUUCGUCAGCUUCAAGACCAUCCCCACAUACCUACAGUGGACCUCGUAUGUCUCCUACGUCAGGUAUGGCUUCGAGGGCGUCAUCCUCACCAUCUACGCCAUGGAGCGUGAGGACCUGGAGUGCCGGGAGACUCCCUGCCCCUUCCAGAAUCCCAGCAGGAUCCUCCAGGAGCUGGACGUGGAAGAGGCCAAACUCUACCUGGACUUCAUCAUCCUGGGCAUCUUCUUCCUCGUUUUGCGGCUCCUGGCCUACCUGGUCCUCAGGUACAAGGUGAAGUCUGAGAGAUAAGGGGGCCAUUGGGGCCCGAUGCCUUUCCCAGACCUGAUCUGCCACAGCAUGGACAUUCCCAAAGGGACUCUCGGUCUCUGUGGAUGUGGGACCACAGGGGAGGCAUCGGGGAGGUGGCGGCCAGUCCUGGCUCAGUCGAGAAGGUUUUUUGGGACAUCUCGGAACUGUUUUAACCUUUCCACACUCUUCAUCGCAAAUGUUUUGUACCGCCCUGGAAUGCCUCAUUCUCUCCCCUGGAGCCACGUCAUCAGAUGGAUCUUGGAUUCCUUCCUCCACCCUGUGCCCCAAACCACCACCUCAGGACACCGAUGGAGGCAAUUGUCUUCCAAGCCAGAGAAAGAGAGAGCAGCCUGCCAAGGCUUUGCCGUUUGGGGGAGGGGGUUGAACCCUGUUUACCUCCCGCAAAGCACAGUUUUGUAGCGCAGUGUGUAGUGCAGUUUUUUAACUUGCCUGCGAGUCGAUGUCCAGUAGCAUGUGCAUCCAUAUUCAGAAGAAAUCAGAAGACAACAAUAAGCUAUGUGACAGAAGGCUUUCGUGUUUACCUUAGCCAUAGCAACAGCCAAUGCCAUAGCCCCUGUCUUUUUUGUAAACUUCCCUUUUUCUUAAGGAAAAAACAAAACAAAACGACAACUCAGCUGCACUUAGUGCAGGAACAAGUACUGCAGCUCUGGAAGGAUGCAGGUAGAUCAGGCCUCUGGAUUUAGGAUUUGGCAGGAUGUAAUAUUAGUAGAAACAUUUCACUGACAUUUUUUUUUAAUGUUUUUUCGGGAGGUGGGAGAGUUCCCAGCCCUGCUGGGAUUGCCGCCAGGGCUCUGCCUUGUUGGACUACUGCAUGAGACCCAGGGAAUGAUGACGCAGACCGGGGUAGCCAUGAGUUGAAAGGAACCAGUUUCAUAGAAUCAUAGAAUCUCAGGGUUGGAAGGGACCUCAGGAGGUCAUCUAGUCCAACCCCCUGCUCACAGCAGGACCAACCCCCAGACAGAUUUUUACCCCAGUUCCCUAAAUGGCCCCCUUUCCUUGGGAGCUGAGUAAAUGGUGGAAAGGUAAGGGGCGGCUUCUCCAUUCUCUUACGCUGGUGCGAAUGGGAAGCAGCUGCUUGAAGCCAGUGGAGUUAGGUUGGGUUGAGAGAAGAAUCUGGCCCAGGGAUUGACCUCAGUGGAGUUGCUGAUCCAAUGUGAAAUCAGAAUCAGUCCCUAGGGGCCCAAUGCUGCAGAUCACGUGGGUCUGAUUCUCCCGGUUCACCUGCACCUUGCACCGUCACUUACACCUGCACACAAAUCCUGCCGAAUCAGAGCAGAGGUGUGUUUUACCCUUGCUUUGCCCAAGUGUGAAAUGACGACACAACGUGCCGGGCAUUAACGAACCAGCCCCUUUGAGGUUAGCAGGAUGUGGCCCUGAGUGGCCUGAAAGGUGAAAAGUAAAGGACCGCUCCUUUGUGUUUGAUCACCCCCAGUCUUGUUACAAUGCAGGGAAGGCCAUUUUCAUUUGUGGCUGAGAAUGGGACAAUGCCGCUUUAACAGUUUGGCCUUGCAGCUGAAGCCCUGAAUAGCUGUAGACAAACACAUUUCAAAAUCUCCCUGAGCUCCCUAAUCAGUAGCAGAAAACAGGCACAGAAUUAAACAUCCCCAGUGUGUUUGUGUUCAGCCCGAAACAGUGUUUACCGUGUGUAGCACGUUGUGUACAGAGCAUUUUGCAGGGAGACAUUUAGCUGGUGUAAACCGGCAUAGCUCCAGUGACUGCAGUGGAGCGAUGCUGAGUCACGUCAGCUGAGGGUCUCCCCUUGUUUGAGCUAAUUUAUUUUGGUGUACACCUGAAGUGGCAGCUCUAUGAAGCUCUAGGUAUUUAAAACAUGAUCCGUAGCUAUAACGGGCAAGUAACUUGUAGCAGAGGGAAUUUCAGGGGGAGGGGAGAAGAGAAGAUGAUUUCAGCUGAGAUUUGGGAAGAACUGGGAGGCACAGAGCGGAGCUAUUUGAAAGCGAUUCCUCCCAUCUUUGACAUGCCAAGGCUUGAGCUCAAUAUGCCACGUUUCUUCUGCAGUAGCUGACAAGCCAGUGUCCAAAGCAGAGCGUUUUCCUGUGCUGCGCAAUGCCUGCAAUCAAAGCACCUUGCUCUGCUGGGAGCAGGUCAGGUCUUGCAUGCUAAUCAGAGUCAGGCCUGGUCAGUAUUUGGGUGGGAGUGGUGUUGGAGGGUCCGUAGGAGCUGUUCGUCCCAUACUGAGCCCACGGUGCCAUGAGGUGGUGCUUGUAGUCAAAGAGGUGUCCUUCAGAUGAGCUUUGAAGUUCAGGCCCUACAAACUGCAGUCUUGAGGCUUGUUUGUCAAUCAGGGCGUUAGCCUUGGAGUCCUGGCCAAAUUCCAGCUCAGGUUUCCCUUCCCUUAAGUCCUUAGCAGUUGCAAUCAGAGACAGGAUCCUCCUUUGUUUCUUGCCCUGAGCUGCUGUGCAGUGUUGCUGUGCUGUGUCAAAGAGCUGCCGUGUUCCACCCCAGAGAGGGCUGCAGGUGUGUAGUUUGUAGAGUGCUUUAGGACCAUCCCAGGGGAACGGUGCUCUAGAAAUGGAGGCUCCAGAGCCCUGAACUCAGGUGUUUGUAGGGCAGGGAAGGAGGAGCUCAGUUAAGCUCCACAUCUGCUCUGUUAAUGGUUUGGGGAUUAAACAAGCCACUGCCACUCCUGCGUUUCAGUUCUCAUGGAGGAGAUGGGGAGGGAGGGGAUUAGUGCUGUGGGGCUGAGCAUACUGCCUAGAGCCCUGAUCCUGUUAAGGGGCAGUAUGUAGAGGGCAGGGGACCCAGGUGUUGGAGGGUGAGAGCCAGUGAGAUUACCCAGUCAAUGUGAUUCCAGCAGCCUGGGGGCUAAUAAGGACCCCUCCAUCUCCACUUGCUCCUCUCCUCCUCUUUCGGCUUGGCCGAUAGUUAGAAACUGUGACACUUUUCCCUUCUCUUCCCUCAUCUCUCUUUCCUCCCUUGCUGUCCCUUAAGGCUGGGAUCUAAGCUAUCCCAUCAAACUGUGUCGGCGCUGGGGGCUGCACUGGUUAACUGUAUUCGUACCAAAGCUGUGCGUGGCCCAGCCAUGAACAUACGCUGCAUUCCUAACAUAACCCCCGGGUCUGUCUAUCCCCCUCUUGGUGUAGGGAGACCCCUGUGACGGGGUCUGAACCCAGUGUAGGGUCCUGCUCUGUUUUCCAGUAGCUUCUCCUCCCGCUCAGCCCUGCAGGAAGCAAGUAUGGAGGGGCAGAGGUGCUGGGAGCCCUGCCAGGCCAAUGCCUGAUGUAGCAACAUGCUGCCUGCACUGUCCCAAGGACAGAACCCGUGCCACCUACCCUCAAGACGUCCUCCAGUGGUCUAAACCCCUCUCCAGCAUCAUCUUUGCUCAGUAGCGUCCCGAGCUGCUGCUCCUCCCUGAAGAACCAGGGCCGUUUGCUUGGUGUUUAUUGGGUCUCCCUUGCUGGAUGGACUGGACUUGAGUUUCUCAUUGCGCUGCCUCUGGCGGGGGCAGGUGGACACCGGGGGCCAUGCAGGAAUAAGGAGCUGCUCACCAUGGAUCUCCAACCCUCUGGGGGAUUUUGAGUCCCAGUUCUCCCAGGCUGGAGCCUCUACCCUCCCUCCCCCCACACAGGAACAAAUCGGGUCCCCGGACUGAACUGGACCUGGAUCUUAGCGGGAUCAAAGCAAUAGAAAACUGGAUGUGGGAUCCACUGGUUGGUACGGUUCUUCCCUCCCCACCUGUCUCCAGAAGCUGUGUCCCUCCUACAUCUUGUCUGGGAGCAGGGCCGGGCCAUGCCGCAGGAGCACAGCUUGGGGACAGGACCUGCUUGGAGUGUCUGGUGGUUCUGAAGGUCGGUUAUGGCUUGUGAGCCUCGGUGUGGGACCCUGGCUGCCGAGGUUCGGAUUGUGUCUGCCUGGGCUCGCUAACCUCUGACCCACUGGCUGGAGGGGGGGACAAGCAUUGCUUACUGACUCCUGAAUUCAGAGCACAAGGGGUCCCCGGAUGGAGCCAGCCAGACUUGCUGAGUGAGCUUUGGGGCAAGGCAAGACUCCUAAGCCCCAAUUCCCUGGUAACUAGAUAAUCCGUGACCCCAGGGGGAAUACGGAAGGGGAGACAACAGCAAACCAGCCCCACUGACGGGGUCAUGGGCUGACCCUCAGGGGACUGAUGAAAGCAGGGGUGUGCUGGCCGGGGCAGGGCUGUCGCCUAGGCUGCCCCUGUUCUGUAGCUACCUCCAGAGCUCUGGAGGUGUCCAGCCAGCACUUUUCCUAGAUUCGUACAGGCCGUCAGCCUCCCGUCCCAGCCGCCCUCCUGGGCACUGUGCCUCACUCAGCCUGCUCUAGCUGGCUUCAUUUGCCAGGGGGUCAGAUGCCGUCCCAAGUCUUACAGACGUGGAGCGGGACAGACCCCCUGGCUUGCGGGGUGGGGGGGAAGAAUGGCUGGCUGGGGUGCCCCCUUUCCCGUGCCCAUGAUGGCCGUUGUCCCGAG